Molecule: messenger RNA, 4532 nt
Organism: Porites evermanni
Lineage: Eukaryota; Metazoa; Cnidaria; Anthozoa; Scleractinia; Poritidae
Source: the annotation of a GenBank genome assembly
AUGUCUCGUGGUGGCACACGAGUCUACUUUGGAAAGAUUCCCAGAGAUACAAGAGAAAGAGAUUUAGAGCGGUUUGUGCGUGGAUUUGGCAGAGUGCGUGAAAUUAGCAUCAAAGCUGGAUAUGGUUUCGUGGUAAGUGCGGAAAUACAAGCUAUCGAGCAUCUAUAAUCUUACUGCCGUAGCUUUGAACUGUAUUUUCGUUUCCCUUUGGCUAGGAAUUUGAUGAUCCAAGAGACGCAGAUGAUUGUGUAUAUGAUUUAAAUGGAAGAGAACUUUUAGGAGAAAGGUAAUUUUAUCACUUGUUCUGUCAUUAAUGACUAAAAAGAAGUUCAUUGAAAUUGGUUCCGUGAAUACCUGCACUUAAAAGUAAGAUAAGCCGAUGUUUAACAUCGUGGUUAAACAAACUAAUGCUUCUUGGAUCAAUAUGAAAGCAGUGAGAAAGCCUACACAAAAUAUCGUAUAUUGUACUCUUUACGUCCAAAUACAAAGUAGGGGUAUUUCGCAGAACGCCGCGGAACGCUGAAUGACUCCGAGUUUAGUGAUAAGGGCUAGGUUACAGCUGAGGUCCAGAGUGUUUAGUACCUAAAUAUAGUUUAAUGUAACCUGUUGGAACAGCGUUGAGAAUUAGUGUUUUAACAAAAUAAUUAUAAGCCACAGGGUAGGAAGUGGGAUUACAAUUAGAAGGCCGUUUUCACCAGAUCAUAAUGCACUGCAUUUAACUCAGAGUAAUUUUUACUCAAUUCCUUAACUCUCUUGACUGACUUAGUGCCUUUAACUAUAAACAAAGUGCUCUGUUAGAGAUAUGAAGAAGAUAUCAAACAAGUCUCAUCAGAGAACACAAACUACAUUUUUUUGGUGGUUUUUGUAGACAUAGCAUUAAAAGUUGAAAAAGUUGGCUCAAGUAUUUUUAAAGUUUCAAUCCAAGUCUAUCCUUGCCAUCCCUUGUAGCAGAUGACAGGAAGAGUAUCAAUACCUAAAUAUAGUCUUAAAUAACAAACCUGCUGGACCAUUGCUUUUGGAAUUCAAUACAGGCAAAAAAAAAUGUUUUAGCUUUUUGAAAAGAUAGCAAAUAGUGUGACAUAGCCCUUUUACAGCGGUUACCACUAACACGCGCCUUUGAAGGGUUUUUUCUGUCUGUUUAAACCUGAGUUUUUGUGGACAUCAAUCCACUGUUUCCAUGGUUUUCCAAGCGCUCUGACAGAGAAGGUUCCCUCAUCGCUGAAUGAAGGGCGAAUAAUUUCGAACGAUGACAGCUUUUUAAAAUUAUUUUAUUAAGAUGAAGGAUUACAUUGUUAAAACAACGAGGUCUCUGCGAGCUGAGUGAAAUAGCCGAAACAUUCUCUAUAGUUUACGUAACGGUUUUCAGGUUGUUUAUUCAUUUGAUAUAUGAAAACACGGGAGCCGUGGACGACUAAACUGCCAAGAAGCUAGUAUAAAUUCAAAGAAACAAAAGAUAUCACACCGAAAAGGGAACAAGUUUCCUCUGAAUGGAGGCUGUUUUCAAAAAUGAAUUUUACAACUUAUCAUUCUUCAUGUUAUUGAAUAGAAACCAGAACUAGCAAGAACUCAGACGAGUUGCGAGUGAUUGAGAAAGGUUAUGUGGUUGUAACUUACAGUGUGUCAAUGUGUCGAUAAUUUGAGUUUCUUCCGACAAACACUCAACAAAUUCGUACUCCUCGUAAUCUUGACAUGAAGCGGUGUCAGAUCCUGCAGCAAAAUAUUGCAAAAACAGCUGAAACGCCGACAUAUUCUUCCGAGUGCUCAAGAAACGGAGAAAGAAUCUUCUCUAGGCCAACGCAUGAAAAACCAUGGUAACGGUUGAUUGAUGUCCCCCAAAACGCAGGUUUGAACUGAAGAAAAAACCCUUUGAGGGCGCAUGUUAGUGGUAACCGCUGUAAAUCUUGUUUUCAUUGAAUGAUAAGAUAACAAGAAAAUAAAUGCACAAACUCAAGCCCUUGCUACCUGGCACUAAGCAGUUAUACUGCCUACAAGUGCAAAUCAUUUUGACUGGGUUGAUCACUAAUGAAGUAGCUUUGUCUUAUUUACAAAAACAGAGUUGUUGUUGAACAUGCAAGAAAUCCAUCCAGAACUUCAGACUACGGUUACAGAAGUAGUGCACCAAGGUAAAUAAAUCUGGCAAUAAAAGAGUGCUUUAUACAGACAUAGAGGACACAAAGUUAACUUUGUCUUUUAGAAGUCAUUUGGCUGCUUGAAAGCAGAGGCUAAUCUCAACAAUAUAUUCACCAAGCCACAAAAAAGUUAGCAUGUGAUUUUACUCUGUUAUGUUAAAUGUAAUGCCCACCAGCAUGACAAGUUUUCAGUGCCAAUAAUCCCAAUCUGUUGUAUACAGUCUGUCUCAAAGUACUAUGUUAGAAAGGAGAUGCUUCCAGGGACUAUUGAUUUACAGUAUAUUUUCUGCAAAAUGGCUUCAGCAGUAAAUUUGUUUCAUUGAGUAUGUGGAAGCAUGUGCUAAUGUUUUGUAACAUGAAAGAUGUUUGGAUGUCCAAACCAGCUUCAAGUGAAGUUCCAAAACAAUCACAAAAGUCAUCAGAAUGAAGGAAAUGAUGGCUAAACAGGGCCUUUUUUAGUAUCAGUAUUGUAGUUGAUCUUACUUACGAUUAUCAAUUUUGUUCCAAGCAGUAGCAGGCCUCCCAGAAGAGGGCGCUCACCACCAGUUAGGACAGAACACAGGCUUGCAGUGGAAAAUCUUUCUUCACGUAUCAACUGGCAGGUGUGUAAUUGCAUAAGCUUAUUUUUUUAUUUAUUUCUGUGUCAUAAAUGUAGUUUAUUACAGUGUCUAUAAAUGUGUUUUGUCUAAGGACAGGAUGGAAGAUGACUGUUUAUUAGCAAAUGAUUCAGUGUUCUCAGUCAAAGCUGAUUGGAAAUCUGAUCUCCUUCAUUAGAAUUCCCUUUUUUUGUUCUACACUCAUAACGUUUCAGUUGAUAUUGCAUUUUUCAAUGCAUUUUGAUAGGGUAGUUUCAUUUGAUUAUGUUGAUUUUGUUGUAGGAUACAGCGAAAUGUUCAAAGUUGUAGGUAAUAAAAUAAUUGAAAUUCAAUUGGUAACUAUCAUGGUUUCAACAAAAUUGACUUUUGAUCACCACCUCUUGAUUGAUCUGUAGAUAUCCAAAGCUAGCUAUGCCAUGUCCUAGCCAGUCUGCCUGCCCUACUCCUAGUCGGUCAUUCAGUCAGUUUCAUACAGACAGACAGACGAGCCUCAACAAACAGACAGUGUUUCAGGGCUUAAGUUAGUGCUAUUUUCCUCCAUCCAACCAGUGAGGGCUCUGUCUUCAGUGCCAUGAGCUAAAACUUACAGUUGGCCACCGGUGCUCAUCAGCCACAUUCAGUUUCCAAUUUGUAACAUAUGAUUCUCUAAAAUUGAUGCAAAAGACUACUGGAUGGUAAGUACAGUAACAUGGUUGCUGGAAGCCCAAGGGAACAUACAAGUGUGUAAUUUUAGGCUAACAGUGGUUGGUAUUCGACUAUAUUGUUAAAACUUCUCAGUGCCAAAGAGUGUUCCUAUUGCUUGGUUUUUACAAAAUUUCAAAGCUUUCAAGAAUUUGCUUGCAUUUGUACAUGUCAUGUUGAUAAUCAAACAGCCUUGUAUAUCUUGUUGUAUUCCUCACAGAUCCAGCAUUCUAUUUUGUUGGAACCUUGUCUCUAGGAUACAUUUUUCUCAAUGUCUUUAGUUAUGUUUCUCUGUUAUUGUAUUGUGAAUUAUAAAAGUGAACUUGAAGUAUUGUUUCAGGAUUUAAAGGAGUACAUUUCUAAAGCAGGAGAAGUUACAUUUGCUGAUGCCCACAAGAGAAGACAGGGAGAAGGGUGAGUAUUAAUCAGAGGUGUGAUUUAGCCCUGUCCGUCCAAAUUUUUAUUCGUAAAACCAGAAGAUCUAAAUAGUGCUAAAGUUCUGCUAAAGAGGUUUCAUUUGAAUGGUACAGCUGUAACACCAGAGGAUUUCAUUGACAGAUGCAAAAGUUAGAACAACAACACCAUUUGAAAGCACUUGCUGGGUGGAGGUGUAGUGAAGAAAAGUUUAAGCAUGACAUCAUGUGUUUUUUUUAUGUACAGUUUGUUGCUGCAGUUUUCAGCUGUUCAUUUUUUUCUUUUUCUGCAGAGUUGUAGAGUUUGCUACCAAAGAGGACAUGAAGAAUGCUUUAAAGAAACUUGAUGAUUCAGAAUUGAAUGGCAGACGCAUCCGUCUCAAAGUUGUAAGGCCUAUCUCCCAUUUCCCCUUCUCUUACCUGCUUUACAGUUAACAAAGGCUCUUUAUGCUUCAAAAGGUUUUUAAAAGCUGUUGGGUCAGGUCAUUAAAUCCCAUUCAGCAAUGUCAUCCUUGCUUAAAAACAAAAGAAUAUAGGAGCAAAAGACUACAUUCAUUCUUUCUUGUUAGUUUCUCACUUCUUCACUAAGACCAUGGAAAUGAGUGUUAAAUUUUUAUUACCUUUUAUCUUCCAAAUAGGAAAAGGUGAAAUCAUACUCACGUCGAUCACGUAGCCGUAGUAGAUCUCGAUCUCCAAAGCGCAAAAAGAGGUAA